AUGCUAUUUUUGGUUCGUUUUUCCACCUGUAUUCUGUCACCCCUCUCCUCUCCUCUCUCCCACCUCAUGGCUCAUGAUGACUCAAUGUCGGGUGGUGUAGGUUUCAGUUUCUCUGGAGAAGUUCGAGAGCCGUUCCCAGCCGUCAUCAACGCAAUGGCGGAGACCCAGGUCCCGGUGACCUCCGUGGAUGCCCCCUCAUCGUGGGAUAUCGAGGAGGGCCCGCCCAAAAAUGGUGUCGGUAGUAAUUUUCACCCUAACUUCCUGAUCAGCUUGACAGCUCCAAAGCCCCUUGUCAAACACUUCAAGGGCCGUCACUUCAUUGGAGGACGCUUCGUCACACCCGCAAUCGCAGCAAAAUAUGACUUUGACGUUCCCGAGUACGAAGGGCUCGAUCAAGUUGUCGAGGUUGGACCCAGCGGUCAAAAGCUCUAA
Podospora anserina S mat+ is the source of this 432-nucleotide messenger RNA. RefSeq lists its product as uncharacterized. The coding region runs from base 1 to 432 and encodes 143 amino acids. Gene Ontology annotation, molecular function: NAD(P)HX epimerase activity. The record is from RefSeq and is a predicted model, not a curated record. The transcript is spliced from 2 exons. Gene Ontology annotation, cellular component: mitochondrion. Lineage: Eukaryota; Fungi; Ascomycota; Sordariomycetes; Sordariales; Podosporaceae.